AUGACCCACAGUCAUAUCGGAGGUGGGGACCUCCCGCGGUCACUGCCCCAUUGGGAGAAUGUAUCAAGCCAGCCCUCCCCUGCUGUGCACACUUUGUUGAUUGACAAUCACGAUUCCUACACAUUUAACGUGUUUCAGUACCUUGCAACCAUCAACGGUGUGGCUCCAACUGUCAUCCGAAAUGAUGAAUUCACUAGCUGGCGCGAGGCCAAGGCAAGCGUCGGGCCUGUACACAACAUUGUCAUCUCUCCAGGCCCCGGAACUGCUGAGAACGAACAUGAUUUCGGGGUGUGCAGUGAAGCGCUUAGAGAAGCCGCCGUCCCAAUCCUCGGGAUAUGUCUCGGUCACCAAGGUCUUGGACAUGUUUACGGUGGAAAGAUUCAACGGACACCACGAGCGGUGCACGGUAGGAGAAGCGCUAUUGAUUUCAUCGAGGGAUACAAGCUGUUCGAGGGCGUCAAGAGGGGAACGCUGGUUGUCCGAUACCAUUCUCUUCAGGUGGACAAAGACAACCUCCCAAAAUGCCUCGAACCAACAUGCUGGACGACGGACGAGGAUAACGUGCUGAUGGGAAUCCGGCAUCGAGACCUGCCAUUGCAUGGCGUUCAAUUUCACCCCGAAUCAAUAGGGACAACCGCUGGCUAUAAGAUUCUUGAGAAUUUCAGAGACAUGACCCUUGCCUGGUGGGCCGACCGCGGUUCAGAGUGGCCGUAUAUAGCGCCCAAGAACACUGGCAAGCACCAGGUAGCCGCCUUCGCGAAGACAUGCGUCACCUACGGGGUCGACGGCGACAGAACGGAGCUGUCCAACGAUGUGCCGGCACCUAGGCUGGAGCUGUCGGAUGAUGGCAAGGCCCCAGAGCCCUGGGAGGCCACCGCGGUUCCCUUCGCUUUCCCAUGCGGCUACGCCGGUUUUUUUGGUUAUGAGCUUCGCCAUGUCACCGAACGAUACGUCGGACCGGAUAUGCAACAGUGCUCUCUGCAGAAAGACAUUGGCAACCAUAGCACGAACGUUCCCGACGCGGCGUGGAUUUUCUCGGAUCGUAUGAUUGUUCUGAACCACGAGAGUAAUGAACUGUUUCUUUCCUGGCUCACCCCGUCGCUCGGGCAGGAUAGGCAGUCUCGAAAGUCAGGGGAAACUGCUUUCAGUGGACUGUGCCCCUGUGACCCAUGGGCCUUCAGUUGUGAUACGGACAAGGUCGCUGCGAUAUGCCAAUCCCAGCAGCAGUGGGCAGAAAUGACACUGCGGGCGAUAGCACUGGCGUCCAGUCCCGUGAGCGCUGAACCUCCUUUGGUGAUGCGAGCUAGCGAGAAGGCACAGCUCUCUCGUGGUAGGACGCCCGACCUCGAAUCCCCAGCUCAGCGGCAGGCAGCUGAUCUCUCUAUGCGCCCAACAGCCGUAGGCGAGGAAAGAAACUUGCCUCCAGCUAAAGGGUCUCCUGUCGAUGACACUUUGUGUGCUCUCGGGUCGGAUUCAAGAGCCGUUGACGCGUCCCUCAACGGCGCCGCCUCGGGAGAGAGCAGCGAGAAGCAUUCGAUGGCUCUCUCGUUCCAUGAUGACGUGCAAACCUACAAGGCGAACAUUAGGACGAUUCUUGACUAUAUAGCCGCAGGAGAGGUGUACGAGGUCUGUCUCACUACGGAACUAGCGGGAGCUCUGAACCCCUCUGUGGUGUCGCCGCUUCAGUUUUAUGGCCAGUUGCGCUGUAGGAAUCCCUCGCCAUUCGCUGCUUUUCUACGUCCGGAACGCUUUCUAAUGAAGGAUGUGGACGGUUGGCUGGAGUCGAAACCCAUCAAGGGUACGAGGCCCCGCGGCAAGACGCCGGAAGAGGAUCGCGACCUGGUGAACGAUUUGGCAACGAACGAAAAAGAUAUGGUCGAGAAUCUAAUGAUAGUUGAUCUCGUCCGGAACGAUUUAGGAGGCUCGAUGACAGGCGCUCCGAAGGAGCGGGCAAUGGAAAUCAUCGAAAGGCUGGAAGAACGACCACGGGGAAUCUAUAGCGGGGCGACUGGCUUCCUGUCGGUCACAGGUGAAGCCAGUUUAAACAUCGUCAUUCGAACAGUCGUCUUUACCACUCCUAACCUGGCCGUCGUGUUCCCCGCGCCACGCUUGGAGAGUGCGUCCGUCUCGUAUUACGGCUUCAGAACUUGA
Messenger RNA from Neospora caninum, 2151 nucleotides. Its product is annotated as putative para-aminobenzoate synthase. Bases 1 to 2151 code for a protein of 716 amino acids. The transcript has 8 exons. NCBI's taxonomy places the organism in Eukaryota, Apicomplexa, Conoidasida, Eucoccidiorida, Sarcocystidae. Gene Ontology annotation, biological process: L-tryptophan biosynthetic process. The record is from RefSeq and is a predicted model, not a curated record.